Messenger RNA from Acaulospora morrowiae, 708 nucleotides. NCBI's taxonomy places the organism in Eukaryota, Fungi, Glomeromycota, Glomeromycetes, Diversisporales, Acaulosporaceae. The record is from the annotation of a GenBank genome assembly.
AUGUCGGAACAAAACAUUGAACAAUUUCUCGCCAAAGAGACGAAUAUACACCUUAAAGAAGGUUCUUGUUACCCUAAAACAAAAAAUUCCAGGAUUAGAAAACAUUUUAGGGAGUACUCGAUCAAUCGUACGUAUGACCCAGUUGACGCAAACGAACACAAAAUCGAAAUACCAUUUUAUGUAGCCGCUGCCUUGGAGAAAAGAAAACUAGCAAAAAUGGAAAGGCCCAAGUUUUUGGAAAUGGAAAUUAUUAACGCGUUGAAAGUUAAUCCGUUGUACGUAAAUCUGCGUAGAAUUUGCCCACAAUUUUAUACUUUUGCCAUAAAAUAUCUUGAAUUGCAUGAGGAUGCCGAGUUAAUCGAAGUACUCAUGAAGAGCAAAAAAAUACGAAGCCUGGAGAUUUAUGAUCGAGCAAAAAGAUUUUACGAGGAUCAUAAAGAUUUUAUCGAGAAACUGGAUGACGGAGAACUUAAAAUGUUUGAAAAGCAAAGAGCGGUGUGUGAAGAAAGCUACGUAGAUUACACAAGGGACUACUUGUUAAAGCAAACUACCCCUUCUCUGAAGUGGCUAAACAAUUUUCUGGACCCAGAAAUGACUCCUCGAGCGAGCUUGUAUGUGAACCUCGGUUAUGACCCCCAAAAUUCACACAGCCUUCAAAAAGGGUUACCUAUGCUGACACAUAUAACCAUACUUGUGAAAGUUAUUUAA